AUGACAAACCCGAGCGCAUGCCACUACGGCGUUUUGGCGCGCGUCUACGUCGAACAAGACGAAUGGACCGAGGAUGAGGAGUUCAGCAAGAGCUGCUUCAAGCGGAACAAGAAGGCCCCGUACAGAACCGACAAGGACCUGCUGCUUGCAUUGGGGGAGUCGCAUCUCUUCGCGCUUCGGAGGAGACAGCAACGCACCCGCGCCUGUGCUUGCAUGUCCCCUGCCGAGCUCACCCUGGAAUGCAGCAGUCAACAGCGACUGGCGAGUGAAUUCCAGUGUCCGCACGUGCAUUUGUACGACGACUACGAGCAGUGGGCAGCGAUCGAGUACUCCGAUAUCAUGCAGGUGCAGCUCACGUUCAGAACAGUGAGUACAUCGGGACAAAACAAUGGCCUGGCAGCUCGGACGAAGGAUUUGGUGGUGGUCAUGAAGGACGGGAGCAAACUGUGGAUCGAGUUCGAGCAUAAUUUGGGUCGGGGCGCGUUCUUGGACGCAUUGAUGGCGGCAUCAGCUCCUCAUAUCACGCUUGACCUGGAUUAUACUGACUUGGCAAAGCCCGACAACCAGAGCGAGAAGCCCAGCGAUCGAGCGGCGUCUCGCUUGGCCGUGAUGCUUGCUCUCGAGAUCGACGCCGAGGAUCUCGACGUUGCGUUGUACGGCGAGACGGAGCAUGAAGCAGCGGUCACUGGGGGACUGUCAACGGCGUACACCAACUCCGGCCAGCCAUUUUUGAGUUUUGAGUUCCGACGGGAAGCUCUUCGCAAAGCGAUCGAGACUCGAGUUCAAUUGGCCUUGCAGUUGUCCAGCGAGGUUGAAUUGGACAACCCGUACUGCCACUUCUUGCUGGGCACAGCUAUGGAGUUGUCACGUGUGCUGGAUGAACCGGAUUUGUACGCGCUCACGUGGUUAGCCAGCGGAUUUAUCAACCUGCAGCGUGCGCUGAUGGCCACCCCGGUCGGAUCGACGAAGCUGGCGCUGUCACAAUUGGAGCAUGCCAUCAAAAUCUCGCGUGAGCAUUCGCUGCGUCUUCAGUUGGCGUUGUCUCUAGCGUGCUGCGGAGACUUGCUUCGCCUUAGCACGCAACGAAUAACCACUGCGAGGUCGUUGCUGGUGGAAGCCGCGCGGCUGAUGCCGACUAACGCUCUGGACGUGGUUGGGAAAAUGAAGCUUCACAAUAACAUCCACCAGCUCGGUCUUGCUCUGUCGCCUCGGAAAGCAAGCGACACUCAAGACAAGAACAUUGUGGACCUGUGGAAGGCGCUUUCAGCAGCAUUGACGCCGACAUCCCACCAAAUUGAUCGGUAUCCGCUGUUGCGCCCCGUGAUCAAAAGCAGUAUCGAGCGGUCUCGGUACUGCUUCGUUGAGCUGCAUGCAGUCACAGCGGACAAGUCAGUUACGCCAAACCUUCUUCGGCUACGCGUCUACUUCACUGAGAACUCGACUUUCGAGUGGCUAAGAGAGGAAAUUGCUCAGCGCUGCAAUGCUGUCCCGUUCCACGAACUUGAAGAAGAAGAAGAAGAAGAAGAAGAAGAAGAAGAGGAACUAUCGACAGUAGCUGAAGUGGUGGGGUUUUACGACUCGACCAAGAAGAACCAGCCUAUGAUCCCGUGGAGUGCACGAUUGGUGGACGUCGUUCGCGUCGACUGGCACAUCUUACAAGCGGUGGUGCACCACACCGUUCGCCCAGUAACGGAAUCUCCUAACACGUCGCCCAAAGUCAGUCUUCGAAGCUCUCGACCGACAGUUGUGAUGGUGCGAUGCUCGAAAUGCCGCCAGCAGAUGCAGCUGAAGGACGUGGAGGCGCACUCAGAGUCGUGCAGCUAA
This is a messenger RNA of Phytophthora sojae, 1824 nucleotides long. RefSeq lists its product as hypothetical. NCBI's taxonomy places the organism in Eukaryota, Oomycota, Peronosporomycetes, Peronosporales, Peronosporaceae. The transcript is spliced from 2 exons. Bases 1 to 1824 code for a protein of 607 amino acids. The record is from RefSeq and is a predicted model, not a curated record.